Molecule: messenger RNA, 4377 nt
Organism: Oppia nitens
Lineage: Eukaryota; Metazoa; Arthropoda; Arachnida; Sarcoptiformes; Oppiidae
Product: metabotropic glutamate receptor 1-like
Exons: 13
Coding region: 4-4377 (1457 amino acids)
Biological process (GO): regulation of synaptic transmission, glutamatergic; G protein-coupled glutamate receptor signaling pathway
Cellular component (GO): postsynaptic density membrane
Molecular function (GO): adenylate cyclase inhibiting G protein-coupled glutamate receptor activity; G protein-coupled receptor activity involved in regulation of postsynaptic membrane potential
Source: RefSeq, a predicted model, not a curated record
ACAAUGAGCUUCGGUAGUAUCCUAUCUGUACUGUUAUUAUUGUUAUUAUCAUACAUGAAAUGUUGUCCACAAAUCAUCAACAAUUGUCAUCGUAAUAAUCAUCAGACAAUUAUAAAACUAUUAGUGAUUGUAAUUAUUUUAUAUGAUUGCAUAUUAGGCACCUGUAGCCAACAUGCCCGACAGAGUGUGGCUACCAUUCCCGGCGAUCUGGUAAUCGGUGCCCUAUUCCCUGUCCAUCACACACCCGGCCCUAAACAAGCACAGUCGCGUACGUGCGGCGAAGUCAGGGAACAGUAUGGCAUACAUCGGGUUGAGGCAGCCUUCCAGACCAUCGACAGUAUCAACAAAGAUGAAUCAAUAUUACCUAAUAUUACUCUGGGUAUCGAAAUACGGGAUUCCUGUUGGUAUUCGGCCAUUGCAUUGGAACAAAGUAUUGAAUUCAUACGGGACGCUAUGGCGGCCAGCGAUGAAAAAGCGGCCGCAAUGUCCACAUUGUCGUUGUUGGCGGCGGCGGCGCCGGCAAACGCACCGGCAAUUUCGGCUCAUCGGUCGUCGUCGUCGUCGGUGAUCGGCGGACCGAUACACCAGCCGCAGCUGCAGCAGUCGGUUAGCAAACGGUCGCCGUUUACGCCGUUCAGUGUCCCACUACUGUUUCCGACGCUCAAUACCAGUACUACCUGUCCGCGCCCAGCACUGGCCAAACGUGUCAAAAAUAUUGUCGGUGUCAUUGGUCCGGCAUCCAGUACCGUAACCAUUCAGGUGCAAAAUUUGUUGCAAUUAUUUAAUAUACCGCAAAUCGGUUACUCCGCCACCAGUCGCGAUCUCAGCGAUAAGUCAUACUAUAAAUACUUUUUACGUGUCGUUCCCAGCGAUCUAUUACAGGCCCGAGUGAUGGUCGACCUAAUCAAACAUUACAACUGGACCUACAUAUCAGUAGUCUAUACAGAUGGCAACUAUGGCAGCUCAUUGAUGGACGUUUUCAAAGGUCUGGCCCAGGAUGUAGGCAUAUGUAUAGCCUAUAUAGAGUCGGCACCGAGCAGUGGUGAAGACGAACGUUUCGAUGAUAUUAUAAUGAAUUUGGCGCCCUAUAGAAGCGCACGAGUAGUCGCAUGUUUUUGCGAAGGUAUGACCGUUAGGGCACUGUUUAGGGCAACCAAACGGCUGAGAAUGACCCGAGAAUUUCUAUGGAUCGGCAGUGACGGUUGGUCCGAUCGGCCGGACGUUGUCGAGGGUCUGGAAGAGGAGGCAAUGGGCGGCCUAUCCGUACGCAUCUAUUCGACAAACAUACCCGACUUUGAUGACUAUUAUUUUGCAUUGAAUCCCGUCAACAAUUCACGUAAUCCCUGGUUUCGUGAGUUUUGGGAAUCCCGGUUCAACUGUAGCCUACAAAAUCUGACCGGUUCAAGUGUCAGUGCCAUCAAACCGGGCAAUGGUAUCGUCUAUAAUAAACAGUGCACAGGAACCGAGACAUUGGAUGACAAUAAGCACCGGCAGGACACGAAAAUGGGUUUCGUCAAGAAAGCCAUUUGGACGAUGGCCUACGGUCUGCAUAUUAUGCAGAAAAGCCAGUGUCCCAAUACGACUGGCCUCUGUCCGAAUAUGUUACCAGUAAAUGGAUCGGUAUUUCUACAACAUUUGAUGAACGUUAGUUUUCAAUGGGGUAACGAAACGGUUAUGUUUGACGCAAACGGCGAUCCACCCGGAAGGUACGACAUAAUGAACUACCAGCGCAAAGGUAAACACGAGUACGACUACGUGCACGUGGGCUCAUGGAAUAGUGGGGGUGACUUCAAACUAUUUAAGCCAUUUCAGUGGCCAUUUCAUCACAACAUGACUGACCCACCGGAGUCCGUGUGCUCGAAGCCAUGUCCUAAAGGACAGGCAAAGAAUAUUCAAAGUGAUUCAGUAAAGUGUUGUUGGAUUUGUGUGCCGUGUCGUGAAAAUCAAUACCUAAUGGACGAGUAUAUAUGUCAGGCCUGUCCACUCGGGUGGUGGCCUAAUGAUAAUCUUACAGGCUGUUUUCAAAUACCUAUUGACUAUUUACAAUGGGAUACUAAGCCAUCGUUGGUAGCAAUGGCCAUAUCAUGUCUGGGUUUUAUAAUGACAUCGUUCGCAAUGAUUGUAUUCAUCCGACACAACGACACACCGAUAGUAAAGGCAUCGACACGUGAGCUGUCGUAUAUGAUUUUGAUGGGUAUGUUUCUGUGUCACGGAACCACAUUCAUACUGCUGGCCCGACCGACCAAACCUACAUGUUUUGUUGGCCGAGUAUUGCCUGGUUUUAGUUUUGCCAUUAUCUACGGUUCGCUGGUCACCAAAACCAACCGCAUUGCACGGAUACUGGCCGGCAGUAAGAAACGUAUUAUAACGAAAAAACCGCGUUUCAUGUCCGGUACGGCACAGGUAGUCAUUGCUUUGUUGCUCAUAUCGAUUGAAUCGGGUAUUAUUGCUACACUGUUGGUCCGCGAACCGGCCGACAAAAUGCUCGACUAUCCGACUGUAUCGCAGGUACAGCUCAUAUGCAAUACAACACCGUUAGGUAUCGUAGCACCGUUGGGUUUUGAUUUUUUCCUAAUCGCCAUGUGCACUGUCUAUGCCAUCAAAACGCGUAACGUACCCGAAAACUUUAACGAAGCCAAAUUCAUCGGUUUCACCAUGUAUACAACCUUGGUCAUUUGGAUAGCAUUUGUGCCCAUCUAUUUCAAUAGUAAUAUCAACCAAUUCAAAGUGAUAACACUGUGUAUGUGUAUAUCGUUCAGUGCUAUUGUUGCACUGUUACUACUAUUUGUACCCAAAAUCUAUAUAAUGUUAGUCAAACCUGAGAAAAACAAUCGCAGCUAUUUUACUACAGCCAAAAACGUCCGGUGCCAUAUCGGCUAUGUGCCCACUAUGGGUGUGUCCCGGCACUCGUCCCAUUCGACCAGCGAGUUUAGUAUGGAAUCGCCCAGAAAUCACUCGUUGGACGUCCACUUUAAGCGCGACCCGUCGGGAACGGCAGCCUUUCAUCACCAUCAGACACACCCGUCCGGCGUUGAUCGCAAACCGGCCAUCAAACGCAAGUCGGGUCUCAAUCUGUUUGAACGAUUGCGGAUCAGCAAACAGGACAAAAUUGCGGCCAACGUUCAGCAGCACAUACGGGCCAUCAGAGCGGCCGAAGCUUUGGACAGACAGACCGGCGCCAAUCGGCGCAAAAACAGCUCAAAACUAGUACCUCAACGUAGCACCAGUAGUGGCGACGACGAUACAAGCGGUGGCGGCGGUAGUGGUGGCCAGGGAUCCGAUGCCCGUAAGAUGCGUUUGGUGGCAAUGCUGCGGCAAGCUUACGGCCCGGACAUCGAACGGGUGCCCGGUUUUAUCGAGUUCGCCGAAUCGGCCAAAAUUGACUCCAGACGCCAGUUUGUCGACGCCUCGGCCCAGACAUCGUACGAUCUGUUAGAACAAUGGUUUCCGGCUCUUCGGCGACGUAUUGCCGAAACCGAAAAGGAAGCCAACAGUGCCGCCGCCGCAGCCGUCGCCGCCGCCAGUAGUCAUGGUAUGGUUGGCAACAGUGUGUGCGAUGAUGAGGAUGUGUCGUCAUCUGCGGCGGGCAAACACAAGUGUAGUCUACAUAAUAAUAGUAGUAUUAAGUCAUCAAAUUUUAGUCAACAUAAUAAACAUUUAGGUUUGCUAAACCGGUCGUCGCCGCCGACCCGUCGCACAGCAGCUCACAGUGCCGUCAAUCUGGCCUACGAUACGACGGGCACUACGACUACUGCUUCUGCUGUCAGUGUAGGCGAGGAACUGGAGCUCAAAGAACAACAACAACAACAACAUUACCACCAAAAACAGCAUCAAAUUUCGCGAUGCAAAUCGGGAUCACCGACUACUUCGUCAUCGUUUAGAGCCAGUGAUCACCGCAGUCCUGACGACCGUAACGGCAGUGUCCGUACGGAUAGUAUCCGAUCGUCGGGCAGACUAUUUACUACUGGUAGUGCUGGCAGUAGUAGCGGUAGUAGUAAUACCAAUGCUCAUCAAAACAUAUCCGAGUGCCGGCAUCACGUGCCGCGUGCUGUCGGAAAUACUCAACAACAACACCAACAUCAACAACAACAGCGCCAACAAUCGCCGUCACCGGCCAACAACUGCCCGACCAUUGGCCAAAAAUUGGUCAACAAAAACAUGUCCAGCGAUGAGAGCUUAUUGUCCGGCGGUGCCGGCUCUCUGGUCAUUGAAGAGAGCGCCUCAAGCGGUGGCGAAUCGUCGCCCGGCUCCGGGAUCUACAAGAAUAUUAUUAUCAAUUUAAGUGGUCUGACGACCACUGAUACCGGCGGCUCAGCCGAUGAACUAUCAAAAAGUUGUCCCAAAGUUAAUAAUAUUAGCGACACAACUACCGAGUGA